Paralichthys olivaceus (Japanese flounder) is the source of this 1423-nucleotide messenger RNA. Lineage: Eukaryota; Metazoa; Chordata; Actinopteri; Pleuronectiformes; Paralichthyidae. The record is from RefSeq and is a predicted model, not a curated record.
CACCUUCUCCGGGACGUGACGGUGAGGAUUUCAAGCAGAAGCGUCACCGUAAAACUACAGGACUGUUUACGGCAGAUUUACGUCACAUUCACGCUAGUUUAUGAGCUUGACACGAACUAGUGUUCGUGUAGAGAGAGAGAGAGAGAGAGAGUGGUGGUGAUGGACGACGCCCCCUACAGACAGGAGGAGGACUCGUCUGCCUGUGACGUGAUCGGUGUGGGUGUGUGUGACUCCGCCCCCCUGCUGUGGAGGAUAGAGGACCUGAAGACGUUGAGGAGACAUGGCCUGGUGGGGGCGCUGCUGGGUUCACUGCCCCGGACGCCCCGACAGAACGGACGACUGGGACGACCCCUCCGACUGCUGCCAGAGGAGGAGAGACAGCUGAGCGAGCAGCACGGUGCCGCCGCGUUACCCUCCGGUAACCAGCUGCCUCAGCAGGACGGAGGAGGGGUGGAUCUCUGUCGACAGGCGGAGCAGCACGAGGAGGAACAGAGGAGGAGCUAUGAGGUGCAGAGCGUCCUCGCUCUGGAGGACAGGAAGUCAGCAUUGCUCCGAGCAAUGACCUCAUCACACACAGAUUCAGACUCUGGACCUGGGACCUCAGAUGAGGCCCUGCGGGGCCGCCUGGAGGCCCUGGACCACAGCUUUACCUUCCCUUGGGCAGCGCUGGCGGUGCAGCUGAGCACAUCGAGGGCGGGGUUGACCUACUGCCCAGUGGAUCGGGCCGUCCUGCGGGCUGACUGGCCAAUCAGGGCGCAGCGUGGCACACGCGGUGACGUCAGGUACCAGGUGUUCAGAGACUUGAGGGGGCGGGGCUUCUACCUGACCUCGGCAGGGAAGUUUGGAGGCGACUUCCUCGUUUAUCCAGGUGACCCUCUUCGUUUCCACGCCCACUUCAUCGCCAUCUGUCUGUCUCUGGAUGAGUCCCUCUGCGUGUUGGACGUCCUUGCCGUGGCUCGUCUGGGAUCCAACGUGAAGAAGACGGUGCUGCUGUGCUCGCCGGGGACGGACGGAGCGGUGCGGUACACGUCGUUACAGUGGAGCGGGAUGGUGUGAAGACACGGAUCUGGAUCAGGUGUGAUCCAGAUCAACAGCAGGUUACAGGUGUGACAGGAAGUGAUCAGAGGCUCGGAGUGUGUCUGAAGUUAGAACAUGUCCAGCAGGGGGCACUUUGUUCUCAACGCCUCACAAAACAUGUUUAUAACAUGAUUAUUGAUCUCAUAUUGAUGACAUCAUGUCAAUGAAACAUGUUAUUGAUCCUGAUUGAGCUUCAGCUCUAGUUUCUCUCUCACUCUGUGUUUCAGGUUAUUUCCUUUAUAUUUUUUCAAUGUAUGAUAAUAAAGUUAAAGUCGGAAUUGACGGACAGCUUGUUGUUAUUUAUAGAAGUGGAUGAACCAGAUGCAAGUUGAUGUUAAAUAAAUUU